GAGGAAUACUUGAAGAGUGGGAGAAAAACUAAGAAAACGAUGUAGUUUUCCAAAAAUCAAUCAAUUUCAAAACCCAUAAGAAGCCCAUACAGGCAUACAAUACAAAGAACUACCCUGAGAAAAAGCAGAGCACUGUCUCGAAUCCAACAAAACCACAUACAAAAGAGGGUUUCGUUUCUACAGAUCUCUGUCUCCCUCUCUCGCUAAAAAAUGGCAGCAAUGUCUACGAGGAAAUUCCUCACGCUAAACCCACUAUCCAGCUCUCCUUUGAAACAAUCACUCCUUUUCUCAUCUUCUCUCAACUACUCUACCAAGUCUUCUGCUUUUGGUGCCAGAAACAAAAACACAGCAACAGAGAAGCUAAGUGACAUCGAUGACAACGCUGAAAACGAUUCUGUACCCACUUCAGGAAUAAGUAGGCCACUCUCUGAAAUACUCAAAGAACUCAACAAAAAGGUCCCUGAUACUCUUGUUAGUCAGCGUGUUGAUAAUGGGUUUUCGAUCAAAUAUGUUCCUUGGCAUCUUGUUAACAGGAUUAUGAAUUUACAUGCUCCAGAAUGGUCUGGUGAGGUUCGGAACAUCACUUAUUCACCUGAUAGCAAGUCUGUAUCUGUUGUUUACCGUGUCACUCUCUAUGGGACUGAUGCUGAGCUAUACAGGGAGUCGACUGGAACUGCCGCUUUGGAUGAGAUAGGUUUUGGAGAUCCUGUGCAAAAGGCAGAAGCAAUGGCAUUUCGUAGAGCCUGUGCACGCUUUGGUCUUGGACUUCAUCUUUAUCAUGAAGACAUGUGCUAGUAGAACAGUUUAUAUUGUACAAGUUAAACUUAUCUCGUUUGCUUUGAGGGUUUUUGGUAUGCACAAUGUUUUCUAGAAGAACAGGAAGGGCAAGGCCUGAUGUUAAAUCUCUUCUCAUUUUUGGGAAAGCAGGAGCACUUGGUUGCUAAUUUGGUGCCUGUCUUUAGAGCACCAUUUCCAGUGUUUAAAUGCUUUAGAUUAGGUUAACUACUUAAUGAUAUCUAUCCAUCGUUAACAUCUUGUGUUGAUAACUAGUCUGAUAAUGUCGAUUCAAGUAUCUCUA
Molecule: messenger RNA, 1078 nt
Organism: Populus nigra (black poplar)
Lineage: Eukaryota; Viridiplantae; Streptophyta; Magnoliopsida; Malpighiales; Salicaceae
Product: DNA repair RAD52-like protein 1, mitochondrial
Exons: 4
Coding region: 211-795 (194 amino acids)
Biological process (GO): double-strand break repair via homologous recombination
Molecular function (GO): DNA binding
Source: RefSeq, a predicted model, not a curated record